Molecule: messenger RNA, 2320 nt
Organism: Pungitius pungitius (ninespine stickleback)
Lineage: Eukaryota; Metazoa; Chordata; Actinopteri; Perciformes; Gasterosteidae
Gene: tmem160
Product: transmembrane protein 160
Exons: 4
Coding region: 163-846 (227 amino acids)
Source: RefSeq, a predicted model, not a curated record
GAACGAUUCCUGCCCGUCUUCACGGCGUCGUGCGUAACGAGGAGACUCUUCCGGGUCCUCGUCGUUGACCAAACGGUGUGAGAGGUCACGGCGCGUGUUUCUUUUUUUUUUUCUUAUAAACUUUCGUUUCGUCGAGCUAGCCCGCUAGUGGCACGCACCGCGAUGGCUUUCUUGAGUUUGUUCAUGAGAAGGCAGCUGCCGCCGGCCGUGUGCCGGUUCGCCCGCACGCUGAGGCCGGGGCGUCCCCCCGCGGCCCCGCUGAGGAGGCUGCACGGCUCGGGCCGGCUGCGGUUCGGAGAGACGGACCCGUGGGGGAGGGUCCGCGGGCCGGGGCAGCACCAGCUGUCGGACCUCGACAAGGCGGACGCUUUGAUGCUGAGAAAGUCCCACGAGACAGGAUUCCUCUCGUGGUUCAGGAACGGUCUGCUGGCGACCGGCAUUGGCGUCAUCUCAUUUGUCCAGAGCGAAGUGGGACGUGAGGCAGGAUAUGCCUUCUUCAUCCUGGGCGGUGUGUGCGUGUCGUUCGGCGGGGCCUCGUACAUCGGCAGCCUCUUUGCCUUUCGCCGGAUGAUGCUGCUGUCGGUGCCGGCGCUGCUGCUCCAGAGCGCCGUGGUGGGCAGCGUCGCCCUCUUCUGGCUGUGCGCGGUGUCCCUCUACAUCGGCCGCCUGGAGGUGGAGAUCAUCCACGAUGAGGAGGAGGACGACGAGGGGGCGGAGGAGGGGAGGGAGGACGAGGGGGAGUGCCGGGAGUGCCGGGAGAGGCGCGAGCACCGGGGUUACCGUGGCUCCCACAGCGGUGCCCAUCACGGCAGGGAGGACAGUGACAGCAAGGGGCCCAAGAAGUAGACCCCUGCGCUGCAAACAGUGUGUGUGUGUGUCUUUUCUUUAGGGCUCCCUCCGUGUGUAUGUGUGUGUGCGUGUGUGUGUGUGUGUGUGUGCAGGCAAGAAGCCCACAUAUCCAUAUGUGGGCUGCGUGACUCCAUAAUGACACAGACGCGUUGCUCACUGUUAUGUUGAUGUUGUCGUUAAGGUCAAUGAAGACUUUUAAGACCUUUUUGGAAAACUGCUCAGAAAAUGUUGACAUUUUGGUAGUUCUGGGGAUAUAAUCUGAUCUAUUCAAAACACUUCUUCACUUGCGUUGUCAAUCCGUCUGAAAAAGGUAUUGAUUUGUUGCUCGCAUUGCAGGAACAGUGCAAAGGCUCAGUGAGAACAUCGUACAGUAUGUCUGUUCAUGUUUGGUUUUCAUGCGAUUACCACGCGGCCAACUGUAGUUUCAUUUGUCCAGUUCGACAUAAUCUACUCUGACUACUUGAAGUUUUUAUACAAUGAAAUACAUUGUUGUGAUAUCUGGAAAGAAUGUUCACAUUAUAUGCACGUUUCAGGUAUGUUGUUUUAUCAAUGAGGGCUCACAAUGGUAAUUAUUAUUUUCUUACAGAGGUUGCCCUGUUGUUUUUUUGUUAUGUUUUUAAUGUUUAUUAUGGGUAUUAGCCUUUUUGUCAGUUGUUCGUUAGUAGAUUUUGUAAAAUAUUUUUCGCAGCUUUUGCUGUGGCUUUAUGUACAGUACCUAAAUGUAACCAUAAAUCAUUUGACUUCUUGAGUGACUUUCACACUAUCUGGUGUUCCCUAUAGUUGCUGUUUUAUUGGACGUAAAGAUAGUGAAUUUGUGUGGGGGAAUUGGUUUCACUUUUAUACCUCUUAUGUACAUAGAAUAAUAAUGCGAGAAGAAAUCUAUGCUGACACAGGGUGAACAUUUCGCACUCGUCUGUAAUUUGCUUUUCACGUUUAAGUAGACGCGGGCUUCCCCACCGGCGGGCCGACAGUCACCGGGUAGAUCUGAAGGGGAAGAGACGAGCGUCUGCUUGCCAAAUAAUCCACACCUGCUCAACUAGCCCCAUAUUAGCUUUUUUUUAAGUGUACUUCUGUAUGAUUUUACCUGCGGCGUUGCAUGAGGACAUUGCUUUAUUUUAAAAGUGUGAUAGAGCCAAAAGCGUUGAGAGUUAUUUAAAUGGCCUAUUGUUUUUUCGUCAUUUAAAAUUAGUCGGGGAAUAUUCGCAACCAAGGUGAAACCUGAAUUAUGACCUGACCCUGAUUAUUUUAAGUUUUAAUUAGAUCGUGCAUUUUGCUGAAUAGCUGUGUUUAGUGGAAUGAAACUCAGUGGACACAUACAUCAUUGUAGUAUUCCUGGAUGCUACUUGUAAUUGUUGAUUUCUUGACCUCUCAUUGUAUAACAAACCUUUUCAUUUAUAGCGGAAUGUAUUCAUUGUAAAUCAAGAGGCGUUUAGAGUUGGGUGCAGAAACAACAAUAAACUAUUCAGGAGGC